This is a messenger RNA of Arabidopsis thaliana (thale cress), 587 nucleotides long. RefSeq names its product transcriptional factor B3 family protein. The transcript is spliced from 2 exons. Gene Ontology annotation, molecular function: DNA binding. Bases 27 to 587 code for a protein of 186 amino acids. The record is from RefSeq and is marked reviewed. Gene Ontology annotation, cellular component: nucleus. Gene Ontology annotation, biological process: DNA-templated transcription; regulation of DNA-templated transcription. NCBI's taxonomy places the organism in Eukaryota, Viridiplantae, Streptophyta, Magnoliopsida, Brassicales, Brassicaceae.
UGGACAAAGACAGAGCUGAGUGGUCGAUGAUGCUUAAGGUUGAUAGUAGAGGAGCUGUGUAUAUUAUUGGUGGUAAUGACUGGAAAAGUUUCUGUGCCGCAAAUGAAGUAGGCGCAGGGGAGUCACUAGCUUUGGAGUUGAUCCAAGGAGGUGUAAGUCCUUUGCUCAAGUUCUGCUCCAAGAUGGAGCAACCCUCAUUCAAAGCAGAGGAUGGGAGACACAAGAGAGCUCGAGUCCAAAAUAGGAGCCAGGAAACAGAUAAGGGAGCAGAAACUUCUAGAGCAUCUACAAUGGGACCGAAGCUUGAGAUAACUGAAAAAGGAGAACCCUCUCGAGCAUCUACAAUGAGACCGAAAGUUGAGAUAAGGGAGAAAAUAGCUGAAACGGGAGAACCCUCUCGAGCAUCUAACAAAUCUAGUGGUAUUGAAGGAAACUUGCAGCACACGAAACCUUGCUCAGUCAAAACAGAUCAGUUGGCCAAGGUGAAAGAGAGCGUUGUAGAUACGUUAACUAGUAUCGGGCGGUUCCAAGCAGAGCUCGAGACAAUGAAACGUAAACUAGAAGAUUCAUUGCAGGAACUCAACUAG